Molecule: messenger RNA, 4315 nt
Organism: Galeopterus variegatus (Sunda flying lemur)
Lineage: Eukaryota; Metazoa; Chordata; Mammalia; Dermoptera; Cynocephalidae
Gene: KCNA6
Product: potassium voltage-gated channel, shaker-related subfamily, member 6
Exons: 1
Coding region: 94-1686 (530 amino acids)
Biological process (GO): potassium ion transmembrane transport; protein homooligomerization
Cellular component (GO): voltage-gated potassium channel complex; membrane
Molecular function (GO): protein binding; delayed rectifier potassium channel activity
Source: RefSeq, a predicted model, not a curated record
CAGCCGGGAGCCGGGAGCGGGAGCGGGGGCCGCGCUCCGGACGCCGUGCCUUGGGCGCCGUCCUGGUGGCGGGGAGCGCGCCGCAGAGAGGACAUGAGAUCGGAGAAAUCCCUUACUCUGGCGGCUCCGGGGGACGUCCGUGGGCCGGAGGGGGAGCAGCAGGAUGCGGGAGACUUCCCGGAGGCCGGCGGAGGCGGGGGCUGCUGCAGCAGCGAGCGGCUGGUCAUCAACAUCUCCGGGCUGCGCUUCGAGACGCAGCUGCGCACCCUGUCGCUGUUCCCCGACACGCUGCUCGGAGACCCGGGCCGCCGAGUCCGCUUCUUCGACCCCCUGCGGAACGAGUACUUCUUCGACCGCAACCGGCCCAGCUUCGACGCCAUCCUCUACUACUACCAGUCGGGGGGCCGCCUGCGCAGGCCGGUCAACGUGCCCCUGGACAUCUUCCUGGAGGAGAUCCGCUUCUACCAGCUGGGCGACGAGGCCUUGGCGGCCUUCCGGGAGGACGAGGGUUGCCUGCCCGAAGGUGGUGAGGACGAGAAGCCGCUGCCUUCCCAGCCCUUCCAGCGCCAGGUCUGGUUGCUCUUCGAGUACCCCGAGAGCUCGGGACCCGCCCGGGGCAUCGCCAUCGUCUCGGUGCUGGUCAUCCUCAUCUCCAUCGUCAUCUUUUGCCUGGAGACCCUGCCCCAGUUCCGUGCAGAUGGCCGAGGUGGAAGCAACGGGGGUGGAGUGGGCCGGGUCGCCCCAGUCUCCAGGGGCAGUCAGGAGCAGGAGGAGGAUGGAGACGACUCCUAUACAUUUCAUCCUGCCUUCAGCCCCGGGGGAAUGGGAGCGGGGGGCUCAGCCUCCCCCAGUACUCUUGGGGGCUCCUUCUUCACAGACCCCUUCUUUCUGGUGGAGACGCUGUGCAUCGUUUGGUUCACUUUUGAGCUCCUGGUGCGCUUCUCCGCCUGCCCCAGCAAGCCAGCUUUCUUCCGCAACAUCAUGAACAUCAUUGACCUGGUGGCCAUCUUCCCCUACUUCAUCACCCUGGGCACUGAGCUGGUGCAGCAACAGGAGCAGCAGACCGCAAGUGGAGGGGGUGGCCAGAAUGGGCAGCAGGCCAUGUCCCUGGCCAUCCUCAGAGUGAUCCGCCUGGUCCGGGUGUUCCGCAUCUUCAAGCUCUCCCGCCACUCCAAGGGGCUGCAGAUCCUGGGCAAGACCUUGCAGGCCUCCAUGCGGGAGCUGGGGCUGCUCAUCUUUUUCCUCUUCAUCGGAGUCAUCCUCUUCUCCAGCGCCGUCUACUUCGCAGAGGCUGACGACGAUGACUCACUCUUUCCCAGCAUUCCGGAUGCCUUCUGGUGGGCGGUGGUUACAAUGACCACAGUAGGUUAUGGGGACAUGUAUCCCAUGACCGUGGGGGGCAAGAUCGUGGGCUCGCUGUGUGCCAUCGCUGGGGUCCUCACCAUUGCCCUGCCCGUGCCCGUCAUCGUCUCCAACUUCAACUACUUCUACCACCGGGAGACGGAGCAGGAGGAGCAGGGCCAGUAUACUCACGUUACCUGUGGGCAGCCUACACCGGACCUGAAGGCGACCGACAAUGGACUUGGCAAGCCUGACUUCUCCGAGGCCACCCGGGAACGGAGACCCAGCUACCUUCCCACUCCCCACCGGGCCUAUGCAGAAAAGAGGAUGCUCACCGAGGUCUGACCUAUGCGGGCAGGGCCUGCAGGAGAAGGGGAGCACUGAGCAGACAAUCUUGGGCCUCCUUCUCCUUCUUACUCCUCUCACCCAGCUCCAGCUGACGUCUUGACUCCCUCCUCUACACCCACUACAUGGUAUCCAGGACCAAGUACCUAGACUGUCAACCUUGUUGCUCGACCCCUGCAGCAUUCAAGGUUUAUCCAUCUAAGGGACAUUUAUGAAAUUCCAACGGUGCCACCCAGUCAUUAACAUCAUCUCUCACAUGGAUGAGAAAUACAUGGCUGUUUGAUCUUCCCUUAAGAUUCUGAUUUUUCUUAUCUGGGACUUGCAAUAUCUCUAGGCACAGCAAUGUCAACAGGAUAGAAACCAGCCACACCUGGGUCCUGUCUUUCUCCUUAGUGUCCUUUGUUUUGGGGCAUGCACCUGCUGUAGCUUCUGGAUACUUGGUAACUGGCAGAAGCUGGAGGACAGAAACAGCACUCAACUUGCUGUUUUAUUCCAGUCCCCGUAAUACCUGCUGGUCAUCUUGCAGAGGACCCUUGGGAGAGCCUUUAGUUGCAUAGCCUCAAAAUGCUAUUUAUUUCUAAUCCUGGAUGGAAUUAGAGAAAAUACAAUUAAACUUGACCAUUUGGAGGACAAAAGGGUCAGUCCUGGACCAAAAGGGCCAAUGGAUUCUUCCAGGUGUGUUCCAGCAGAAGACACUGGACUGUGGUCUACAUUUAGUCCUCCCCACUCUGAUCCCUGACUCUUGUCUAGCUUCCAGGAGGGUCCCUUCUCAGAGCCAAAUACUCUUUUUAUGCAAGUGCCUUCCUGUGCAGAGGAAUUGGAAAAAGGUAAUCACAGAGCCAGGAGAAAUGGCUGAAUAGGAUCAAGCAACUGGCUUGAUCACAAAUCUGUAACAAGGUGCCACUUAAACAGAUAUUGUCAUCCUGGAGGGGCAGAGGGAUCUUGUUGCAGACAGCAGAGUUUUCUCCUCAUUCCCCUACACCGCCCAGCCCUCCACUCUUCUUCCUGGGAAUUUGAUUUGGGAUUGCAGUUGAAGGCUUUCUAAAGCAAACUCCGGCUUAAAUGCGCAGACAGGUAAAAGCACACAUUGGAUGCCAGCAUGGGUUCCUUCCCAUUUUAUGGGCAAUGGAAUAUGUGGCUUAGAGUAAGGAACAAGCGUUAUCUUUUGCUGACAGCCUCUAGAGGGUUUUUUUUUGCUGAGUCGGCCAAACAUUUGCCUGCUCUGCCCCUCGGAGCUGCGUCCGACCUGCUCUAGCUGGUAAGGUAACGUGGUGGGGUGCCCACCUGGACUAAGCCAUCUUCUUCUAUUAGGACACUACUGCCAUCCACCCCACCAGCCCGCUCCCCCUCAUUUGUCUCCCAGUAACAUUUCUGUUUGUUUCUUGCCUUUGAUAAACUGUGAUAUACUGUUCUGAGCUCUUCUGGGUGCAGUUCUGAAACUGGAAGGACUGUUAACAUGUUUUUAGUUUUAUAUCUACGCUUUAAGACUCUUUGAUGAGAAUUUUUUUUUUAAAUCAUCCUCUCGAAGAGCAACUUACGAGGGACAGCCUUUUGAGGGUUUGCUUGAGAGGUGGUGUGGCUCCUGUGGGUGCCAGAUCUAAAUCUGGAUUUUGCCACAGUUUUACAGGGUAACUUUGGCGCCACGGUCCCUCUUUGUGCCUCAGUUUCCUCACCCAUUAAAUGGGAACAUUAAUGUCUUCCCCUCCCUACCUCAUGGGGAAUGUCAGUGAACUCGUUUGGGAAGCUAGGGAUUAUGCUAUGCAAAUGUGUGAAUUUUAGUAACAGAUUUGAUUUUUAGUUCAUUCCUCUGUCUCCCCAUCUCCCAUAGGCAUAGGCCUUCCCCAUAUCUCCUGCCUUAGAUGCAAAUCCCAAUAAUAGGUUAUUAGGGGCCAUUAGUUUCCUAAAUCCCUUCUUGGCCUCUUGGACUGGGUCCUAGUCUUUCUUCUUACCCUUCAGAAAGGAGGAUGCUCUUUAGAUAGGUUUAGUGGGGUUCUUCCAGGGCCAGAGGUCACCUUGACUGGGAGCUUGGCUUCUCCAAACCUGAAAUAGAGUAGGAAACAGAGGUGUUCAUAUUCAAAAAUCUGCACUGAGGCCAGAAAGUGUUAGUUUUCCAAAUCUUUUCAGUUACUCCUGGUUAUUUGGGGAAAAAGAGAAGGCCCCACUCCAGAGGCAGAAGGGAUGCUGGCGGCCGAGGGUAGGUGUGGGGACGUGUACGCACGUCUCUCUCUCUAUGACUGUGUGACCAUCCUCAUCACCUUCCCGAGAAAGCAUUUCCUGUUUACAUCAGAGCACGCCUGAAAGUAAAGGGUUUGUGGUGAGCUGGGAUCUCCAGGGACUCUGGUUGCCGUAGCAACCUUCCAGACUGUUCUAUCUUCUGAUUUGGGUAUCAAGAGACAACAAGAGACUACAUAUUCCCAGCUUCUGAGAUGGGCACCCCUUCCACACAUUGGUUUGGGGGCUGCCGGUGCCAGGACAGGACGGGAAAAUGUGGAGGAAGCAGGUCCCCAGAACUUUCUCUCUGGACCUUUCUUCAUGGUUUCUCCACCCUGUCACUGAAGCUGCCUCAUCUUAACCUUGAUUCUUAAGAAAUCUGAGUGCUAAGCAACUGCCCAGUUAAACCAAUGGCAAC